AACGCAGUAACAUGGUUGUCUUCAAUCAUCUCCCUGUUCUACUCAUUGUCUAUUGCUCAUUUGGUUUCGCACUUGGAAGCCGAGUGAGCAUCAGCAACAACGGCUAUCGCGACAUCGUUGUGGCCAUUUCACCUGACGUCCAACAAGACAAAGCUGUUGAUUUGUUGACAAACAUUCAAAGAAUCAUCACUGAGGCUUCGGCUGAUUUGUAUACGGCUACACGGCAAAGAUCCUACAUCGAAUCGGUGCGAAUUCUAAUCCCACAGUCGUGGGUAAACAUCACGGCGAAUCCCAACACUUGGGAGUCCUUCGACGAUGCUGAAGUUCAAAUCGACCUUCCAAAUUCGAAAUACGGUAACAGGCCGUACACCGUGCAACUAGGCGGAUGCGGCGAUCCUGGCCAGCACAUUCAUUUGACUCCAAAUUAUGUUUUAACUUAUAAUUCGAGCCUGAUCACAUCUCAAUUCGGCCCAGCUGGCAAGGCGUUCGUGAAGGAAUGGGCCCGAUUGCGCUACGGGGUUUUUGAAGAGCACGGUUACAAGGGCGCUGAUUCUGCUUAUCCAACCUUCUAUCGGCCAGGAUCUGCUCAGCAGCCAGCUGAUAUGGUGCCCAAUGUUUGCUCCAAUGAACCAGCUGACUUUACGAUUGACUACGGUUGCGGUGUGGACCCCGAGACAGGCCUUUAUGAUUCGAAUUGCAUGUACAGUUUUGUGAAGACGUUUAAGCCUACGUCAUCCAUCAUGUCCGAUAACAGAAUGCUCUCCACGGCGGUGCGUUUUUGCGAUGACGAUCCGUCCAGCCUUCACAAACACAACCGAGAAGCACCGACCAAGCAAAAUGCUGUUUGUAAUUUGCGAAGUGUUUGGUCGGUUAUUUCGAAUCACGCCGAUUUCGCCGGGAAUAACAAUCCGCCUGCUGCCAUCGCCAAUGUCAAACCGAUGUUCAACAUCGUUCGAGUUUUGAACGGUGGUCGCUACGUCCUCGUUGCUGACGUUUCUGGAAGCAUGGACAGUUAUAAUCGUAUCAGCAGAUUAAACGAGGCGGCCCGUCGUUGGAUCAAAUACGAUGUUCGACAUGGUACUUCUUUGGGUAUCGUCAAGUUCAGUGAUACCGCUUCAAUCUUAAGUCCCUUGACCGUCGUAAACGAUAGUGCCCGCCAAAAAUUGAUGGAUAAAGUUCCAUACUAUACAGAAGGCAGCACAUGUAUAGGAUGUGGUAUCCAGACAGCUGUUGAUAUGUUGGCACCUGGUGGUAAAGGAGGCGUGAUCGUCUUAGUGAGUGAUGGCAUGGAGAAUCACGAUCCGCUCAUAGCAGAUAUGUAUCCCCAAUUAAUCAACGCCCAAAUUCAAGUCGUAUCUCUUGCUUUCGGCCGCGCUGCUGAGAAUGAAAUCGAAGUUUUGGCUACGAAAACCGAAGGUAAAAGUUACUUCAUUCACGACAAUGGUCAAAGCGACGAGCUGAACGACGCCUUCACUGGAUCAUUAACCUAUCAACCGGCCGUGCCUACUGGGGACCUUACGGUUGUUCUCUUCCAAAAAAAAUACCAAAAUGGCAAACAAUUCGAAGAUUAUGUCACUGUGGACUUCACUGUCGGUCGAAACCUCACCUUCCGCCUCGAAUUUACGCAGAGAAAUUACAUUUUGGGCUUCUACAUCCAAUCGCCCAGUGGCCAAUUGUACCAAAACAUUAUCUACGACAACACUGCGAAAUUGGCCUACUUCAUCGUUCCCGGCAUUGCCGAAGAAGGGGAUUGGAGAUUCACGUUGAAUGUCAACUCGGCUUAUUCUCAAGAUUACGCAAAUGUUAUCGUCACGUCGAAAGCGAGAGUCGAUUCAACGGCACCAAUCACCGUCGAAUGCUCCGUCCCCAGUGGAACAGUCGUCUACAAUGCUUCCACAACGGCCGUCCGUCUUGUGGCUGUUGUCAAACAGGGCCGUAAUCGUGUCAUCGGAGCUAACGUCAAAGCUUACAUCGAAGCGCCCAACGCCUUACUUGAAGUAGUCGAUUUAGAAGAUACCGGCGUCGGAGCCGAUACCAACAAAAAUGACGGUAUCUAUUCACGCUACUACGUGGCCCUUAGUCUUACUGGACGCUACACUUUGGUAUGUAAAGUUAACAGCACGCAAACUACUUACAUUGAAAACGGAUCGACCACACGACAGCGAUCCGCUAUGGGCAAUUUCAACCGCGUCCAAUCCGGUGGCGCUUUUAGGGUGGAACAGCCAAAGGUAAAUCCCUACCCACCCAGCCGAGUAACGGAUUUAAAAGUGGUGGCAAUCCAAGUUGAUCAAAUGUCUUUGACAAUUGAAUGGACGGCCACUGGUGAUGAGCUCGAUGUCGGAACGGCCUCUGCAUAUAUGAUUAAGUAUUCGACUACAUUUGGCUAUCUGAUGGACAACAAUUUCGAUUCAAAUUUGGCUGUGCAAGUUGGAUCGCAAGACGUCCUCGAUGGCAGUUUGCAACCGUUGGAAUCUGGAAACAGGCAAAGCGUGUCCCUCCGGCUUCCUUUGACUGCCGACGAAGUGAUUUAUUACGUCGCGCUAAAAGCUGUUAACAAGAAUGGGUUACUUAGCACCACUUCCAAUGUCGUCUCAGUCAAAAUUGCUGCUUUGAAACCACUACAAACGCAACCAUCGACCACUCUAGCGCCACGCACAAUAGCCAGCAACUUCACCGUUGGGUGCAAUGGAGUAUUGACGACCCCUAGCGGAUUGUUAACGUCUCCCAACUACCCUGGCGCCUACCCCAAUAACUACAAUUGCCAAUGGACCAUACAAUUGGAACCUGGCUCCAAAAUUCGUUUGACAUUUAGCCAUUUUGCAAUCGAAAGUCCUUUCGACUACGUCGAGGUGUACGACGGAUCAUCCACCUCUGCUACUUGGCUGUUGCAACACACCGGAUCGACGCUGCCCAGCGCACCUGUUACCUCCUCGUCCAACGAAAUGCUGGUGCGAUUCGUCACCGAUGCCACUGGCAAUUAUUUUAGAGGAUGGAGGGCUACCUACACUGCCGCCUAACGGUGUCUUUUGAUUUGAUUACGUAUACCG
Messenger RNA from Daphnia carinata, 3047 nucleotides. RefSeq names its product calcium-activated chloride channel regulator 4-like. The record is from RefSeq and is a predicted model, not a curated record. The transcript is spliced from 13 exons. Lineage: Eukaryota; Metazoa; Arthropoda; Branchiopoda; Diplostraca; Daphniidae. The coding region runs from base 12 to 3017 and encodes 1001 amino acids.